GGGAUAUAUUUUCCCUAAAUCCCAAUUUUACCCCUCUCAUUUCAAAAUUCUCUCUCUCUCUUCGUCCCCUAUUCUCUCAAACCGAAGCCUCUCCAACUCGCAACCCUAACCCCUUCAUCAACCGACGGUGACAGCGCAGCCCAUUCCUCAACCGACGGUGACGGCGCAGCCCCUUCCUUGACCGACGGUGACGGCGCAGCAGAGGACCGACGGUGACGGCGCAGCAAAAAAAUGGCCAAGUCUUCCAAAGUUCCACGACUUUUACUGCCAGUGUCUGAACAUUACACUGGUCGUGUUACUUGGCGGGGCGGUAGUUACUAUUACCCCAAAGUAAAAGCCAAGUUUGUACAAAUGCAGUUGUUGGAAAGGGUGAAGGAGGAAUCCCCUUUCAACAAUUUUUUUGAGAGAGAGCCAUUAGCGUUUUCAGGUGCUCUUAUCCAUCAGCUCUUCAUGCAUAAGAUAAAAUCAGAUAAAGAUGAUGAGGUGCAUUUUUAUAUUGCAAAGAAGAGAUGCCGAUUCGGCCGAACUGAGUUUGCCUUGGUGACUGGGCUUAAUUUGUUACGUGGACCGACUGAGGCUGAGGUUUCGGAGAGGGCGACGUCAGACCGUUUGAUAGUAGAAUAUUUUAAUGGGGAUCCAUCUAUCGACGAUUGGUCGUCGCGCGGCGUCUUUCGAGAGUUGCAACCGAGAAGGAUGAUUGUUACAAAGAAGAACUCGGUUCCCCCAUUUAUCAUUAGAAUGGUUGAGGACCUCCCUUUUUUCUACAAUUACCCGUGGGGGAAAAUUUCUUUCAACUUGUUGAAAGAUACUUGGAGUAAGGACUUCGUACAAAAGAAAAAGCAUAUGGAUGAGAAGAUUGUGAAGGGAACGACUCAGAAGGAGUCAAAGUAUUCGGCCUAUGGAUAUGCUGUAGCAUUGCAGUAUUGGGCUUAUGAGUCCAUCCUCGAGCUUGCUGAGAAAUUUGCAAUCAGAAGAUCGCAUCGCUUUCCCCGAAUGGUGAACUGGGAGAGUAAGGAUGCCCCACUCGGGAAAGAGGAAGUCAUCAGAUUAUUUGCAAAAAAAUUGACAGUGUACUCCGUUUUAUGUCCGCGGAGUAAUGAGGCCGAGUUUUUGAGCCACGUCACUGGAGGUGAGGCGCCUCUAUUUGUGGAUAUGGAAGAAUUGGUUAUUGGCGAUGAUGGCCGGCUUACUCGGGAUAGUUUGCGCCCAAGCUUCAAAGCUUGCACUCACGCUAGAACGGCGAGCGGAGGAAGGCCGGAAUCUUCGGAGAUGAUACACCACCACAUUCUCCACCAUCGGGGGCCCGUUCGUUCCACCGUCUGCCUCAAUGCCCGAUUCUGCAUCUAUGGCGCAGUCAGCAUCUAUUCCCAGCACCUCACAGCCUCAGGUGCCAAUAUCUUCUCGCCAUAUUGGCAAGAUUGGAGCCGUGUUGAAAAGGAACGGCUUGCUUUGAAGCAAGGCCGGUCGAUAUUUUGA
Messenger RNA from Cannabis sativa, 1476 nucleotides. RefSeq lists its product as uncharacterized. NCBI's taxonomy places the organism in Eukaryota, Viridiplantae, Streptophyta, Magnoliopsida, Rosales, Cannabaceae. The coding region runs from base 232 to 1476 and encodes 414 amino acids. The transcript has 4 exons. The record is from RefSeq and is a predicted model, not a curated record.